Molecule: messenger RNA, 3717 nt
Organism: Gaeumannomyces tritici R3-111a-1
Lineage: Eukaryota; Fungi; Ascomycota; Sordariomycetes; Magnaporthales; Magnaporthaceae
Exons: 3
Coding region: 175-3360 (1061 amino acids)
Biological process (GO): exocytosis; Golgi to plasma membrane transport
Cellular component (GO): exocyst
Source: RefSeq, a predicted model, not a curated record
CGUUCAGACUUGGACCAAGUUGCUUCACCUGGUUCGGGUUCCUGCCUCGACCAGGAAGCCAUGAUCACAAGACGCGGAACUGGAGCGGCCGUCUAGAAAAGUGAGCUGGGUUUCUUCUUCUCUUGUAUUUCAAACCAACUUUCCACGUCUUGCCCGCCACUACUCGCCGCCACGAUGGCCGACUUCGAGAGGACGGUAAUGGAACAUUACCAGAUCCCAAGCUUAUACCCUGUAGAAUGGCCCGCCGAAAAGAACACCAGCGAUGCAUCCGACGAUGACGAUGGCGUCGACCCCGCCAAGAAAAAGGCAGCCAGGCUGAACCGGAGAAAGUCCAAGUACCAUGCCCUGGAGCGUGCCGUCAGCAAUCGCGGCAGCCUCCCUCCCGGCUCCGAGAAGACGGCCAAUGGCGUGGGGAACCUCGUCCAGAAGGAUGAGCCAGAUCCCCUGGGCACUACCGAUAGUGUCGUCAGGACCCUCAAGCAGUAUGGCCUGCCGCUGCAGAGCGACCCCAAGCUGCGAAACCGGUUCCUCCUGUCCUCGACCACAUUCUCUCCCGCCCUCUUCCUUUCGCAGAUGCACGCCACAGCCGAUACGCAACAGCUCCUAAUGGGACUUGAUACACUAUCGCAGUCCAUCGACCAGAAGUCGGCCUCGCUCAAGGUCCUCGUCGAGUCCAACUUCGAGCGCUUCGUGCGCGCCAAAGCCACGAUUGACAAUGUCUACAAGGAGAUGAAAUACCGCGGUGCUGAGCCGCCCCCGCCCCCAUCUCCGCGCGCUCGUGCCCAUUCACGCAAUGCUAGUAGGAACAGCUUCCGGGCCGGUAGCAUCUCCCUUGCUGCCCCACCAGUGCUCCAGCCCUCGGACCCGAGGAAGAAGAACGCGCUUGUCAAGGAGAGCGAGUACGGGGUUGUGGGCAUCAAGACCCCUCUGCUCGAGGUGUCAGCCAAGGCCGAGGACGUCUGGGGUCCCGCGCUGGGCGGCCGCGAGAAGGAGGAGAAUCUGAAGACGGUCGCGAACUCGCUUGGCAGGUUCCGCGAGUACGUCGAGACAAGCGCCGCCAUCGCCGACGCUAUCAAGAGAAAAGACCACGAGACACUUGUUGAAGAGUACUCCAAGGCGAGGAGAUUCGCCGACGAGGCCAAGCGCCUCAUCCAGGAGCUGGGCUCGGAGCAAGCUAGCGAUUCGCAGCUGUAUCAAGUCCUCCUCGCCGGCCGUAUGUGGCACGACGUUGAGGAACAAAUCUCCGCCUUCAAGCGUGUCGUGUGGCGCAAGCUAGUUGCUCUGCACAACGUCACCAAGUCGGACGUGCCAGGGCAGCCGCAGGACCAGCACAUGGAGCUCAUCAGCCUGCUGCUCGAACUGGGCGUCGAAGACAACCCCAUAUGGGUGUGGCUGCUCAGCCGCUACGACCAUCUCAAGGGGAAAAUACAGGCCUAUGCAGACCGGACAAAGGUGGAGAUUGAGCUGCUCAGGCGGCGCCUGUCAAGUGUCGAUCGACCUGCCCCUCAGACCAUCGCCUCGUACCUACGCGCGCUGGGCCGACAGUCCGUAGACGUCAAGGCCUCCAACUAUGACUCGGCCGAGGUGGUGGAGCUCUGGGAGAAAGUGCUGUCGUUCCUGAGCGCUCUACUGUCUCCGCAGGGCAUCCUCGGAGAGGUUGUCGAGUUCUGGCAGACGGUCGAAGGCUUCAUGGAGGGCAGGACGCAGCGCAGCCUCCCGACGGGCUACAACGGCGAGUCACAGGUACACCACAUCCUGACUCAACCUGGCACUGUGAAUCUGCAGAAGGGCACCGUCGAGCUGGUUGAGAUGCUGCGAGAGCACGUCUUCAUCUUCUUCGCCGGCCCGCCCCCUGAGGAUAUCUCGUUGCUGUUCUCUCCUAUGCCCCUGACUCCCAAGACGCCCAUGUCGACGUCUCUGGUUGGCGCUCUGACUCCGUCUGCCAUGCGAGAUCCGAGGUUCAAUCUUGACGCGAACAACCCUCCCCCUCCGUCGCCCAAGCGAGGCGAGGCGUGGGAGAAGUUCGCAUUUUGGCCACCGUGGUCCAACUCACUUAGCGGCGUGCAUUAUCUAGCCAAGAUGCUUGCCCUAGUAGGCUCCGGAGCAUCCGACAUGGCAGCCAUCGCGCCUGUGGGGCGUGGUGGCGACGGCCAGGAGCUCGAGUUACUCAAGACUCUGAUCAACGUCUCUCGCGAACGCUGCGUGACGGCGCUCUGCGCCGCAUGGAACAAGGAUGCUGAGAGCAUCAAAUACGUUGAGGACUGGAAUCGCUCCCCGGACCGCCGUGAUGUGACGCGCAUGCCUGCCUGUUUCUCCUCGUUCGAGGGCUCUCUGCUCGGCGGCAUGCAGAAGAUACUGUACAUCUCCGAGGCCACCGCCAAACCUGGGUCCGAGGACAUAGUAACGGCACCGCCGGCGAAAUUGCUGCAGAUGGUGCGCAGCCAAUAUGUGACAACACUCUACAAGGCCCUGAGCGGUAUGGUGGAGAAUGCAGAACGAUCUAUCAAGAAGUCGGACGACGACUGGACCACCGAGGGUGACAGUCACACUGUCACCAGCACCUCAGGUCAGCGCUCUACCAGCAGCCUGGGUAUGAGCAUGGGAGGUGUGGCCGUCAAAGCCGGAGACAGGAAUGUGAGGAUGCUGCUCACGCUAAGCAACCUUCAGUGUCUGCGGUCGGAGCUUGUGCCGUCGCUCAACACCCAGUUUGAAAACGCCUUCUCGGUGAAGCUGACAGACGAGACCAAGACGAUCCGCGACGUGUUGGGGCAGAUCGACGCGCGGCUGUUCCAGUCGUACACACGGCCGUCAAUCGAAACACUCCGGUCCAUCAUCCGGUCCGGGGUGGCGGCGGCUGACUGGGCGCCAGCGGACGGGGCCAAGCCGCGGGAGGCGCGGCCGUACGUAUACGAGGUGCUACUGACGCUAGUGCUAGUGCACUCGCAAGUGUCGACGACAGCGAACUCGCUGACGACGCAAGUGCUCUCGUACCUGCUGGAGCAGACGUCGCGCGAGCUGCUCGAGGCCUUCAAGACGCGGCCCCGCUACGACCUCUCGACGCUGCUGCAGGCGGCGCUCGAUGUCGAGUUUGCGGCCCAGACGCUGCAGCACUACACGACGCAGCGCGCAAAGGACCUGCAGAACCAGAUCUACCAGGAGAUCGAGUCCCGCUCCGACCGCGACGCCGUGCUCAAGAUGCAGGGCGAGCUGCCCGGCCUACGGGACCUGCUCAAGCGCCUGCGCGACGCGAGCAAGAACGAGUUUGCUUGCUUCAAGAAGGUCAAGCGGAGAGACUCGGCCAGCAGCAACGGCGGCGGCGGCGAGCGCAAAGGCUCGGCGGGCAGCAUUACUGGUGUUUGACAGGCCAGGACCGACUCGUCUGUCUCCUUGUAGGUCCCUAUCUAUAUGUAGCGAGCGAGGCUGCGCAAACGUUUUGGAUCUGCGCCUACCUAUUCGGCGUCUCGGGCUCUCCCUUGAUAUCCAUGUUCCCGUUCAGAAGGAACCCCAUUUUUGAUUAUACCCCAACCAUGCACGUUUGCGUCCUGCAUCCGUCGAAGAACGAGAACAGCAAGGUUUAAAUACCAUAGACGAGUCUUCCCAGCUCGUAAUCAACGAAUAGACCGCAAAAGUUGCCGCCCGAGUGAGAGGCCAUGAUAGACAAUCUAGGGAAUCACAACGCCGUGGGUAUUAUGGUCUUUCUAGGUCUCGUGUUUGUCC